CCGAGCUGAAGAGAUGGACAUAGAGUCAGCAGAAGGCUUCAAGCCGGUGCGUCGGCGUAAGGGUGGCCGCACUCGGCCGUCGGCAUCACCCUACGACAAAGAUGAUGCGCCCAUGGGAGCGGCGGAUGGCGAUGCGGGGGACGUGCUGCAGGCCGUGGACGUGGAGAUGAACGUGGCAGAUGACGAGGAAGAAGACGACGACAAGCAGGUGAAUUGGGUGGAAAGGACGACAGACAAACGACGCACAGCAUCGUGCAUCUGCUUGCUUGUGCUGUAUGUGUUGCCUGCCUGUCAGGGGGAGAGUGAUCCCAAGUAUGCUCCCCUGAAGCCGCAGCAAAUGACAAGCAAAAAGGUACGUGGGUAAACAGCAUUCAAUCCAGCACAGAGAGAAGAGAACUGAAUUUGUGUGAUGUGUUCGUUGUGUUCGGCGUCCAUGCAGGGCGGUGGAAAGUUCCAGAUCCGGCGGCUGUUGGUGCCUCCGCACCGCUACACGCCGCUGCGGAACGCGUGGCUGGAGAUGUUGCAGCCGCUGGUGGACCACAUGAAGCUGCAAGUCCGCAUGAACACCAAAAGAAGAUGCGUCGAAAUCCGGGUGGGCGGGCAGCUGGGUGAAUGCUUACGUGAAUGUGUGGUGUGUCGACUGAUUGAUGUACUUACUGCCUGCAGACUUCGCCGGACACGAAGGACAUCGGUAAUCGCUGAGGCGGUGCUCAGAUCAGACUGACACGUAGACGGGCUUCUUGUGUGUCUGUGUCUGUGCUGUCGUCUUCAGGUGCUCUGCAAAAGGGAGCGGAUUUCGUCAAGGCCUUUCUGGUACGCAGCGCGACACACGAACUGAAUUUGCCAGACAGACGUCAUGGCUGUAUGUGUGUGUGUGUGUUUGUGUGUGAUCGAUGUCAGCUGGGGUUUGAGGUGCAGGACGCCAUUGCGCUGCUGCGCCUCGACGACCUCUUCAUCGAAUCGUUUGAAAUCAAAGACGGUAUGAGUCAACACACACACAGCACACGAGAGGCGAAAGAUCUGAACCCACUGAACCCCUUCUGUAUGGUGCGUGUGGUUCAGUGAAGCGUCUGAGCGGCCACCACAUGUCGCGUGCGAUCGGUCGCAUCUCGGGCAAGGACGGCAAGACCAAAUACGCCGUGGAGAACGCCACCCGCACUCGCAUCGUCCUGGCGGACCAGAAAAUACACAUACUCGGUGAGUCAGCCAAUCAGCCACUGACCGAUGGGCGGGCCGGAGGCAGCCGUACACGAACAGCUCAUGAAAUUGGAGUCUGUCUGUGUGUCUUCGUGUUUGUCUGUGUGUGAAGGUUCGUUCAACAACAUCAAGUUGGCGCGUGACAGCAUCUGCAAUCUCAUCCUCGGUCAGUGCAGCUCUGAUGCUGGACGGAUGGAUGGAUGGAUGGAUGGCUCCCAUUCAUGCGGUGGUUGUCUGUUGUGUGUUGUGGCGCUGUAUGUAUGUGUGUGCGCAGGCAGUCCGCCAGGCAAGGUGUACAAUCACCUCCGUACAGUGGCCAAGCGCCUGCAGGAGCGGCUCUAGACUGAUGAACUAGAAACACAACAGACAGGCUGCUUUCAUAGUCAGGCGGACGUAGUCAGGGAAACACACACGUAGUCAGGGAAAGGUCUCGAC
Vitrella brassicaformis is the source of this 1632-nucleotide messenger RNA. NCBI's taxonomy places the organism in Eukaryota, Vitrellaceae. The record is from the annotation of a GenBank genome assembly.